This is a messenger RNA of Bolinopsis microptera, 2052 nucleotides long. RefSeq names its product translation initiation factor eIF2B subunit delta-like. The record is from RefSeq and is a predicted model, not a curated record. The coding region runs from base 80 to 1450 and encodes 456 amino acids. Lineage: Eukaryota; Metazoa; Ctenophora; Tentaculata; Lobata; Bolinopsidae. The transcript has 11 exons.
UUCACAUACAAUUGUAAUGUGUAGUGGUUAGAAUAGCAAAAGCCUCCUACUAAUAUCAUAACUUCUUAAGCUAGCUGAAAUGGAAAAUAGUUCUGUUAGUCCUGCGGACGUCAAGGUUCAACUUCAACAAAAUGGCAGCCAACAACCUCAGAAAACCAAAGCCCAACUCAAAGCAGAACGACGAGAAAAACAAGAGGCACAGCGAGCAGCAAAAGCAAAACUGAAGGAAGCACAGGCUCCAGGAGGCGUUCAGAAACAGCAACCCAAGCAGCAACAGAAGAAGGAACAGAAUAAACCACCACAGAAACCAAUUUCAGAGAAAAAAGACGUCCAGAAACAGUCUGACAAUAAACAACUGAAAAAGUUGGACGAUACGUUAAAAGCCCCAAGCUCUAAAGAUGGAAUAUUUUCUCAUUUAAAACAAUACGAUAGGAAUUCACCUCCUACAUCGACCUUAAGUUACUCAUCCUCGCCUGUCCAUCCAGCCUUCGUCAAACUUGGUAUCCAGAUGGCACGGGAAACGAUAGUGGGCAGUAAUGGCCGAUGUGCUGCAUUGAUAUGCGCAGUUAAGAUAUUUAUCCAGCAAUACAGGUGUCCUAAAUCUAAGGAAGUUCGACAACAUCUCAACAUAGCACUGAAACCGUGUUUUAAUUAUCUGAGCGUAUGUCGGUUGUUCUCAGUGUCAAUGGAAAACUUCGUAAAGUUCAUCAAACACACAAUCUCCAAAGUCAGCCCGGAAAUUUCUCUCGAAAAAGCUAGGGAAGAACUUCUCAGUGAAUGCGACCGGUACUUCGAAGAGAAUAUCUAUCUAGCAGCCCAGGCCAUCACAACUACAACAGUCAACAGAAUUAAUGAUGGGGACACCAUCCUUAUCUACGGCAGGUCACAGUUGAUAUUGCGGAUUUUGCUGGCAGCAAAGAAAGAGGGCAGGAAGUUUAGAGUAAUGGUUGUGGACAACAGGCCUGAUCUGAGGGGAGUCAAUGCGUGUGAGAGGCUUACUGAGGCCGACAUCCCCUGUUCUUACGUAUACAUCAAUUCCGCUACUUAUGUCAUGAAGGAUCAGAUAACUAAAGUGCUGCUGUCAGCUGAUGCUCUGUUAGCUAACGGUUACGUACUAGGACCAGUGGGAACGGCCAUGUUAGCGCUAAUAGCUCACAAGUACAAUAAACCAGUCAUCGUGUGCUGUGAGACAUAUAAGUUCUCAGAGAGGGUCCAGACUGACUCUAUACUCUUCAACGAGCUCGCUGAUCCAAAAGACAUGUUAAAAACUAAAACGGGCGCCGCCUCCCCACUCUCUGAUGACGCUGACCACCACAACGUGAACCUGGUAAACUUGGUUUACGACGCCACGCCCCCUACCCUGGUCUCCAUUGUGAUCACCGAGAUAGCGGAACUACCCUGCUCCAGCGCUCCCGUUAUCCUGCGGAGGGACACUGAGAGGCGGUGUUAACACCACAAAUCACGUGAUGUUAGACCACGAGUUUAAAUGGUUGUUUCUAUUUAUUCUGUUAAAUUCUGAUCCAUUGUACGUCAAUUUUGAGAAUUUUAUGGUGAUGAAUAAUAUUUACCUGGGGACCUCAGGCUAUCAUGUUCAUAAACAUAGAGAUUAAGCGGAAUUACAGGCUGAGCGCGGCCCAGUAAAAUAAUAUGAGUCACGUUAAGAUGUUUCGUUAAGAUAUUUGGUUUUGUGAAAAAGUGAACUUGAGACCCUACCUGAUGAGAUAUUCCUUAUUCGGAUCGUAUAAAUAUACUUUUGCGCAUCUUAAGAGAUGUGUCAUUUUUUAUUGUCAAAACGUCCUUUUCCAAUUUCCUUUAGAAAACGUUCUUUAUUUAAUUCUACUAUAAAUAUAAUUUAUAAAUAUUAAAAUUUUAAUACGUAUACAGUAAUUUUCGAUUUUCGCAUUGUUAUUUAAAGAGAUUUGACUUUCUGAACUAAGCUAGGAACUGACCGGAUAUCCGGCUUUAAUAUCCGGUCCUGGUUCCGGUCCGGUUUCCAAGAUUUUGGCCGGAUAUUCAACCGGAACUUUCUUUUUUGAAUGUUCCUGAAAUCUA